Gongylonema pulchrum is the source of this 264-nucleotide messenger RNA. NCBI's taxonomy places the organism in Eukaryota, Metazoa, Nematoda, Chromadorea, Rhabditida, Gongylonematidae. The record is from the annotation of a GenBank genome assembly.
AUGCAAGCAGCAGUAACAGCAGUAGCAGCGCUAGCAGCAGCGGCAGCAGCAGCAACAGCAGCAGCAACAGCACUAACAGUAGCGGCAACGGUAGAAUUAGCAGCAGUAGCGGCAUCAGCAGCUGACAGCUACAAACCAGAUCAUCUGUUCCUAGCAACCAGACGCAGUCUCAUCGAUAGGAGUUCUAACAAGUGCUUGUUAUCAAGCAGCACCGUCCUCUCUCGCGAUCUGGUCAUCUGCCUUAUACCUUUUUCAGUUCCCUGA